Molecule: messenger RNA, 3931 nt
Organism: Octopus bimaculoides (California two-spot octopus)
Lineage: Eukaryota; Metazoa; Mollusca; Cephalopoda; Octopoda; Octopodidae
Product: protocadherin beta-15
Biological process (GO): homophilic cell-cell adhesion
Cellular component (GO): plasma membrane
Molecular function (GO): calcium ion binding
Source: RefSeq, a predicted model, not a curated record
ACUGUUCUAUUCAAGUGUCUUUUGAAGAUUGGCUGAAACAGAAGAAAAUAUGGCUUCUAAUGCCCUCUCUAUUUGAACCCCAUCAACUAGAAAUAAGACGGAACACACACCACUUGUACACACACACACACACACACACCGGCACACAAAUACACAUGUGCGUACAGUGAUAUAGUGACAAGCAAACACACAAACACAUAGAAAUAGACUGAUAGCGAAGAAGUAGAAUUGGUGCAGCAGCAGGCACCCACUGACUGUUUCCCGAGUCCAUCGACAUAAAGCCAGUGUCACACGACAGCAGCAGUUAUAGUGGAUAGAAGAAGAGAGUGGUUGGAUAAACAGCUCCAAUCACAGCAAACAAUAACACAAGUGAACAAUGAAGGUCGAGUAGCCCAUCCCACUCAAAAGGUCUCUGAAUAAGGUUUGUUUAAGGAUGGUGAAUGAAACACCCAUGUUUACAGAGGUGAAUUAUUCAAACCCCAAAGAAUUCCUCUCAAUACAUGGCUAUAAUGCUCCCCAACUACUUCUGCUCAUGAUCAGAGAUGCACAUAUUGUCAGCCACCAAGGGACAUUCACAACAGGUUAAGGUCAAACAACUGACAAGAAAUUCUGUGGUGUUGAGCAGAAUAUUUGCUGUAGUCCCAUCUUUUUAUACCAAGACAAAGCAGUGUACAUGAUAACACUUCCAAUCAGUUAAGACCAGAAGCCAUGAGAGCCACUGCCUGAAUAACUGGAAGUAUUUACUCAACUUGCCAUCUCCUUAGAGAUAAUGACUUGCCAGCAAUAUACACACUUUGUCUUCAUUUUACUUCCGGUGCUCUGCCUCUCUGUUGAUAUCAUCUAUCAUGUAAAAGAGGAAAAGAGCUCAAAUACAUUUGUAGGGGACAUUGCUAAAGAUGCCCGCUUACAUGACAGUGGCCACCAAGAUAACCAUAGAGUGAUAACAUUUACUCAAAUAGUAGGUCGGCUGACCACUUCGCAAUUGUUUAAUGUCACUCAAGGCGGGAAAUUAUUCACAACUCAGCGAUUGGAUGCUGAAUCCCUUUGCACCUACAACUCUGACUGUUUUAGGAUUAUUAAAGUUGUUGUGCAUCGCAUGAAAACCUUUAUGAAAAUUUUGAAAAUUAAAGUAAUAAUAGAAGAUAUUAAUGACCACAAACCUCAGUUUCCCAGUGAAAUGAUUGAUCUCAUGUUUUCGGAAACUGAUGGGAAAGGAACUACAAAAUCAAUUCCAAAUGCCAUCGACAAAGAUGUUGGUGUUCAAAAUUCCCAAAUCAUGUACCGACUGGAGAAAACUAUAGACUUACCAUUUUCAUUAUCAGUUUCAAAAAGAUUAGAUGGGACUGCUAAGCUAGACCUUGUUUUAGUAGGUAAAUUAGAUAGAGAAAGCAAAGAUCUUUACAAUGUAGAAAUCAUAGCCACAGACGAAGGAUUCCAUCCCAUGCACAGUAAACUCAAAGUUCAGAUUACUAUAAUGGAUGCCAAUGAUAAUCUGCCAUCCUUCACACAAAGUAUUUAUAACAUUUCAAUCAGAAAAAUUCAUCAAAAUAACAAACCUAUAGUUACUUUAUCUGCCACAGAUCAGGAUUCUGGUAAAAAUGGUCAGAUUACUUACCACUUUAGUCCAAAAACUUAUGACAUUGCUAAAAAUCACUUCCAGCUGAAUUCGACUACAGGGGAGGUGACUUUACACGAGAAAUUCCAUUUUGAUGACAAAUUAUCUUACAAGAUUUUUGUCGAAGCAACAGAUAAGGGGAGCCCAGCAUUAAGUUCCCUUGCAAUUUUGCAACUAAACAUUAUCAAUCAAGAAAACAAUCCUCCUUUAAUUGAUGUUGAUUUCAUUUUACGAUCUUCAGAGAAUGAAACAACAGUUGCGGAAGAUGUCGACGCCGGCAGUUUUAUUGCAUAUGUUAUCGUCACUGAUGAUGAUUUUGAUAAUAACGGCAAAGUAACCUGCAAACUUCAACAUGAAAAAUUCAAACUCGUAAAAUUACAAGAAAAUGAAUACAAAAUUAUUGUUCAGAAACGUGUAGAUAGAGAAGUAAAAGAAAAACAUGCAGUUACCAUUACAUGUGAAGAUAAAGGCAUUCCACCUUUAAGGACACAUAAGAAUAUGUUGAUUGCAGUGUUGGACGUUAAUGAUGUAAAACCACAGUUCACAAAAAAAAUAUUUAAUUUUCUAACAUAUGAGAAUGAAAAACCUAAUUUUCCAAUUGGAUUUAUCAAUGCUUCUGACCCUGAUCUGGGAGAUGGAGGGCGGUUGACAUACUCAUUGAUCCCAGGAAAAACCAAAUAUAAUUUACCAUUUCACAUAACUGACUAUGGAUUUAUUUCAACUUCCAAAACAUUGGACAGAGAACAACAAAACACUUAUGAAUUCCUUGUUUUUGUUAAAGACAAUGGAAUACCAUCACUAAACAACACAGCCAAUGUGAUUGUCAAAGUUUUAGAUGAAAAUGACAAUGCACCUUAUUUUACUUUUCCCAGUGUCAAUCCAUUCAGACUUGAUGUCCACUAUCAUCCACAAAGUAAGAAUGACAUCACAAUUUUGAGAGCAUCAGACAGAGACAGUAAAAAAAAUGCAUUCCUCAAAUAUGAAAUACUGAGUGGAAAUAAUAAGCAGUUGUUUACAGUUAAUCCUUACACUGGUGUGUUAACUUUCUCUCGCACAGUUUACCAAAAUGAUGCUGGAUCCUAUCAACUGGAGUUUGCUGUGAAAGACAGCGGUACUCCAGUUCGGUCAGCAACAACUAGUGUGUCUUUGACACUGACUGUUAGUAACAAGACAUCACUAAUGUCAACUGCUGUACAAUCACAAUCAGAUAACACAAUAGAUGUCACGUUUUUAGUUAUAAUUGUUGCUGUGACAGUUAUAGUAUCUGUUGCAAUUGUAAUUGCUAUAACAUUGUGUAUCGUGAGAUGUAACAAUGUGAGAAAUAGCUCUGUGAGAAGAACUGAAGAUAAGCAAACAUACCAAUCAAGAAAUGAAAUUGGACAGCUGAUCUAUCAGACAAACAGUCCAGUUGUUUUGAAAGGAAACCAGGAAGAAAUUAUACAUAGAAAUACUUCAUCAAUGAGAUCCCAGAAUCAGUUUUGUCCAGAAGAAGGAUUAGAGAAAGAGUGGCAAACAACAGCCAUGAUAAGAGCUCUGCCACCAAACACACAGUAUAGUCAGCCAGUAAGAGUGACAUCCUAUGGUGAACAUGAAGAACAAAACGUUGUUCUUGCACCCAGUUUUCUCAACGAUACCUUACUGACAGAUAUGGACAGCAGAUGUGACUGGACAGAACGUAACUUGGGCCUCUAUGAGGAAAUACCAAGAUAAUUUCAGAACAAGAGAUGUGAUUUAUUUUCUAAUUAACACCUUCCCUUCAUCACCAUGAAACUGUAAGCAACUGCAUUGAGGAAACCUUUCCAAUGAGGAAACUUUAUGUAUAUAAUGCAGUGCUGGAGAGUAUAGAAACCAGAUGUAAGAUGAGCAGAUGAUGUCAUGAAAACCCAUUCUCUACAGAAAUAAAGCAUCACUUUAACAACAGCUACCCAAUCAGAAACAUCGAUUUUGUUUAUGCAUAUAUGUAUAUAUAUUUAUAUAUACAUGUGUGUAUAUAUAUAUAUAUUUAUAUGUACAUAUAUGAAUAUGUGUGUGUGAGGUGGAUGAAUAUAAAUGUUUUUGUUUAUAUAUAAAAACAGAAAACAUUGACUGAAUAAAAGAGCUUGUAUGUGAAAUAAUGUGAAGCCUUUAUAUUUUAUUCCAAAAUUAACAGAAACUUCAAAGUUUUGCCAAAUAAGGUUUUUCAAGCUACAAUUUUUAAAAAUAGUUGUUUAAAUAUAAAUAUUAUUAUAUAUAUCAUCAUCAUCAUCAUCAUCGUUUAACGUCCGCUUUCCAUGCUAGCAUGGGUUGGACGAUUUGACUGAGGACUGGUGAAACCGG